AUGCUAGGCCAACGACAGACCGUCUCUGCUAGCCUCGAGAGCGCGGAAUACGGAUCGCUCGGCAGGCAACGUGCGUGCGGUUGGACCCGUUUUGGCAUCACGCAGCUGCUCUUUGGGAAAUCAGUCAACGUUGCGUAUCCACUGGCGAUGGGGCUUCGUCUUUCAGCCGCGCCGGUUUGGGCUUCGGGCCAAGGCAGACUGCAGACUGCAGACCAAAGGGCGCGACUGGCAGGCGAGGCCUGUGCCCGUGCUGCGGCUCUCCUGUAUAACGCUCUGAUGUCUCUGGCCGGGACCCUUAUUUCCAUCGUGCUCUUGUUCCCCUUGAGCAAAGAAAACCAAGGCUACAACACACACAACACGAUGCUGCAUCUACUACUGCUUCCUCUCCUCUCUACAGGGGCUCUUGCUGCCAGCAGCAGCGUGACCCUGACCGGCACUGGAUGUGCCGAUUCGUCUGGCUUCGAGAGCUGUCAGAAGCAGGCAAACGACCAGAUGAGCUCCUGUAUUGCCCAGGCCAAGAAGGACAACAGCCAACAGGAGCUACUGGCCUGCGGAUGUCAAAACUACGUCGACAACUACAACUGCUAUUCCGCCUUUUGCUGGAACCGAGUCUGGCAGUGCGAGUACCAAAACUACAUCACCGACUAUUUCCUCAACUGCCCCAUUGCCAAGCUGCCUGUGCCCUAUUUCCCGACGCCAAACAACGCCCCUAAUGCAUGCUCAUGCAACCUGGGCAAGGUAUUCCUCGCCUACCAGGAUGCCAUCCAGGAGACGGCAACCUGUUCAAACAAUGCAAACUCGGGCGAUGCCAGCAGCAACCUUCAGCAGAUUCAGGGGUGCGACUGCUGCGAAAUUAGCGGUGCCAUCUCAACCUUCCUCAACAUCUGCCCUGAAACCGAUCCCGCCCUCCUUGGCCUGGGAAACGUGAACGCGCUUGAGUCACAACUCAACACACCAUUUGAUUCAUGCGGCCCGUAUCUGGAUCAAUAUGACUGCAUCAAGGACCUUGGAUACUCUCUCGAUGGAGUCAGCACAUUCUACAAGCCGACGAACCUUCCCGCCACUGGAACAGCAACGCUCAGCAACAAUGCCGGAACUGUGACCGCGCCUGCUAGCGGAUCAGUCUUUACUUACACUAAUGGCGGCGAUGGAACCGUCUAUACCAUUACCGCUGCAGGCGUCAAGGGAUCUAGUGGCUCCGGCUCCGGCUCUGGUUCAGGAUCAGGAUCAGGAUCGGGCUCUGGCGACGGCUCAGGUUCCAACGACUCUCAGACUACCGCUUCUGACAACGGAGCCUCAAAUACCGGAAGCUCUGCACAGGACAGCACUGCUGCUGCUGCGAGCCCAACCAAGACUGGAUCGGGCAAGAAUGCUGCUGGAGUAGUCACUGCAAGCCUUUAUUUGGUAGCAGCGGCGAUGGCUAUGCCUCUCCUUGCUUGCUUUUAG
Trichoderma aggressivum f. europaeum is the source of this 1446-nucleotide messenger RNA. RefSeq lists its product as uncharacterized. The transcript is spliced from 3 exons. The coding region runs from base 1 to 1446 and encodes 481 amino acids. The record is from RefSeq and is a predicted model, not a curated record. Lineage: Eukaryota; Fungi; Ascomycota; Sordariomycetes; Hypocreales; Hypocreaceae.